GAAAACGUGGAGGCAACAGAGGUCCGAGAGAGGAAGCCGCGAAGUGCCCUGGAAAACCAAAGAAGUGUCUCGGAUCGAAAUCUCACAAGCGCCAGCAGCCGCCGUUUGCCGCAAGCGAGCAAAGCUUCAAACUCAAUUCACCCAACCCACAGCGGGACUCAGGUACCUGGUUUGUUGGAGUUCCUGAGCAGCAACAUCAAUAACCUCACCCCUCAAUGGACGUCAUUCGCUUCGCCUGCCUGCAGACAGAGUUUUUCAUCUCCUGCGAUGCGGUGAAGGGCAGAACUUGAUGGCUGGCCACGCUACGAGCCGUGUCUGCAUCGUUCCUUCACAGCUUCCCCCACACCAAGCAGCACCGGCCACACCUCCUGUCGAUGCAUUCUCUGCCGCCUCACCGUCCGUCAUCAUGAACCCCUCCGUCGACGCAGCGGUGAGCCGGACGUCAUGUACCGGUACCCCUCCCGUCGGUGGGUUCCACAUCCGGCCUCCGUUCCUCUAA
Messenger RNA from Podospora pseudocomata, 499 nucleotides. RefSeq lists its product as uncharacterized. Lineage: Eukaryota; Fungi; Ascomycota; Sordariomycetes; Sordariales; Podosporaceae. The transcript is spliced from 2 exons. The record is from RefSeq and is a predicted model, not a curated record. Bases 290 to 499 code for a protein of 69 amino acids.